ACGGUUUGGUUAAUUAGGCUCUUGCAUUUGACAUUAUCAAUGGAACUGAAGAUAACUCUGUUCAUAACUUUGAUAAUUUAUGUUACUUAGGACUUGAUCACAAUUCAGAACACUGGAACUUAUUGUAAUUGUUCUUGAUAAAUCUGUUGAUGAUGGGUUCUUUUUUUUUUGGGUCAAGGUAAGAAACAUUUAGACCGAGCAAAUGAAAAAGGCAAUGGUGGUGGUUAUUGAAAUGGCCAAACAGGUGAAAGGAAAGGUAACUUUCAAAAGUUGCUUUCUCUUUUUUUCUUCUUGUCAUUUCUCACUCUCUCAUAUCUCUUUCUUAUAGUCACGCCACUUCUUGACAGAGCAAAGCAAAAGAAAAGAAAAAAAAACUUGGCUAGUUCUUCUUAACCUUCUUUGUCGCCAUUGAUAUCAUCCAAUCACCAAGGUUCGCUGCAAACAUGUCUGAAUUUGCCUUGUCAUCUCAAGAAGAGACUCCAAAUAGGAAGAAGAUUGGUUUCUCUUCUCUUCUCCUCUCUUACUUUCAUCUCCUUUGCUCCUUCAUCCUCUCACACCCUUUCUAUUUCUCUUACUUGCUCUUCUUUUCACCUUACAUCUUCAAGAUUCUCUCUUUUCUUUCACCACUUUUUGUAACUACCACACUCUUGCUUCUCGCCUUGCUCAGUACUUUGCAUGUUCAAGACACUUGUCCUGACUCUGAAUCACUAGAAACACAACCAAGCUUCCUUUUUUCCUUUUGUAAAAAGCUUGGAAGUGUCUUGGAACACAAGUUUGAGGUCAAUGACGACGAGGGUUUUAAGUCCUUGGAGGAGUUGGAAGCGUAUAAGAUGGUUGUUGAGGCUUGCUCAAUGGAAUUACCUGCGUCCGAGAAUGAGAUGUGUUCGAAUGAAUUGACGUUUGUUGACAAAUUCUGUAGCCAUGAGAGCACGGUGCCGGAAGCUUUGACCGAUGAGACCCGUGAGGAGCACGUUGAGAUCAAACCGUUGAAGUUUGAGGAUGUGAUUGAUUUGGACAAAGAAGAAGAAACCAAGAAAUGUGAAAAGGAAGAAGAAGAAGAACAUAAAGUCAAACCAAAAAGAGACGUUGUCCUCGAUAAUGAAGAAGAGCCGACAAAAGAAGAAUCCAAGGCUCAAAAAGUUGACCUUGUCGGUGAUAGUAAUCAUGAAAGUUAUGAUUUCCCAAAACUUAGCGAUUUUCUCGGAGAAGGGAAGAGAAACGAAGUGAUCACUAAAAAGGAAGAAGAAGAAGACAAUGUUUCUCUCCAAAGCUUUGGAUCAAUGAGGAAAGAGAAAGAAUGGAGGAGAACAUUGGCUUGCAAGCUCUUCGAAGAACGACACAAUGCUGACGUUGGACAAGGCAUGGAUCAGCUGUGGGAGACUUACGAGACACAAACAGAGAAGAAACAUCAAACUGAAGAAGAUAAGAAGAAGCUCAAGAAGAAGACAAAGUCGAUGAUGAAGACAAAGAGCAUAGAGAAGGAAGUAAUAGUAGAGGAGGAAGAUGAUGAUGUGAUUGAUCAUCAGCAGCUUUGUUGCUUACAGGCUUUGAAGUUCUCAACAGGGAAGAUGCAUUUAGGAAUUGCGAGACCUAACCUUCUCAAACUAUCCAAGGCUUUCAAAGGCAUUGGACGUUUUUACAAUGCUAACAAACAUUCCAAGAAAGCUUGAAAAGGCGAUGAAUAUAAACUUUGUAUUGAUAUAUAAUUUCGAUCUAUAAAAAAUAUAUAUAUAAGUAACUAGAUAUAGACUUAUA
This is a messenger RNA of Camelina sativa (false flax), 1755 nucleotides long. RefSeq lists its product as uncharacterized. The record is from RefSeq and is a predicted model, not a curated record. NCBI's taxonomy places the organism in Eukaryota, Viridiplantae, Streptophyta, Magnoliopsida, Brassicales, Brassicaceae.